Molecule: messenger RNA, 2467 nt
Organism: Musa acuminata subsp. malaccensis (wild Malaysian banana)
Lineage: Eukaryota; Viridiplantae; Streptophyta; Magnoliopsida; Zingiberales; Musaceae
Product: NADP-dependent malic enzyme
Biological process (GO): malate metabolic process; pyruvate metabolic process
Cellular component (GO): chloroplast
Molecular function (GO): malate dehydrogenase (decarboxylating) (NADP+) activity; NAD binding
Source: RefSeq, a predicted model, not a curated record
GAUACAUCUUCUUCCUGCUCGAUGAGAACAGCUGAAACGUAGGGAUUUGGUUGCUGCAAACGAGUCAAAAGCAGGCGUUCGUUCGAGCCCAUCGUUUCUCCCUUUCCCACCUAACGAAAAUUGUGCGUGCCAUGGCCUUCCGACGUCCAAAUUCUUCGCUUGAGGAAGAGAAAGCUGUUCAUCUGUGUCUCCUCCCUUUAUUCGGUCUCAUGCAACCAAGCAACGACUUCUUUUGGGGAGGAGAAAGGCUUGGGAACGAAGCAGUCCACCGUCCUUUUCUCUGCUUCGCCAUGGUCUCCCUCUUCGUCAACAGCAGCAGCUUCAACGUUCUGAGGAGAGCGGCAGCGGUGCAGUUCGGAGGGAGUAGAAGGGUGGUUAUAGCGAGAGGAGGAAGAGAGGGGAAGGCGGUGAUGGAGAACGCGCGCCAGGUGGAGGCGUACAUCGACCCCACGGCGACGGUGGGCGGUGGAGUCGAGGACGCCUACGGCGAGGAUCGCGCUACCGAGGAGCAGCUCGUCACUCCCUGGACCUUCUCCGUCGCUAGUGGGUAUAGUCUACUAAGAGAUCCACACCACAACAAAGGGCUUGCCUUUACUGAAAUUGAGAGAGAUGCUCACUACUUGCGAGGCCUAUUGCCUCCAGUUGUCCUAACUCAAGAGCUGCAGGAGAAAAAGCUGCUGCACAAUCUUCGCAAAUAUGAAGUUCCCCUGCAGCGUUACAUGUCAAUGAUGGACCUGCAGGAGAGGAACGAGAGGCUUUUCUACAAGCUUCUGAUUGACAAUGUUGAGGAAUUACUUCCGGUUGUAUACACACCAACAGUUGGCGAGGCCUGCCAAAAGUAUGGGAGCAUCUUUAGGCGUCCACAGGGUCUAUAUAUCAGUCUGAAAGAGAAAGGGAAAAUUCUUGAGGUGCUAAAGAACUGGCCUGAGAAGACCAUUCAAGUUAUCGUGGUCACUGAUGGUGAGCGCAUUUUGGGUCUAGGAGACCUUGGGUGUCAGGGAAUGGGAAUUCCUGUUGGCAAACUUGCUCUUUAUACAGCCCUUGGAGGACUCCGUCCAUCUGCAUGCUUACCCAUAACAAUUGAUGUGGGCACAAACAAUGAGCAAUUGCUGAAUGAUGACUUUUAUAUCGGUCUAAGACAAAAACGAGCUAGAGACCAGGAAUAUGAGGAUCUUCUCCAUGAGUUCAUGUGUGCCGUCAAGCAACAAUAUGGUGAGAAAGUCCUAAUUCAGUUCGAAGACUUUGCCAAUCAUAAUGCAUUUGAUUUGCUUGCAAAAUAUAGCAAGACACAUCUUGUCUUUAAUGAUGACAUCCAGGGAACAGCUUCCGUGGUCCUUGCUGGACUUGUUGCUGCACUGAAGUUGGUUGGAGGGACCUUAGCGGACCAUACUUACUUGUUCCUUGGUGCUGGUGAGGCUGGCACUGGUAUUGCUGAGCUCAUUGCUCUUGAGAUGUCAAGACAGAUGGGUACCCCAAUCGAAAAUAAUCGUGAAAAGAUUUGGCUUGUUGACUCAAAGGGAUUGAUUGUUAGUUCCCGGAUGGAAUCUCUACAACACUUCAAGAAACCUUGGGCACAUGACCAUGAACCUGUUAACAACCUUUUAGAUGCUGUGAAGGCCAUCAAGCCAACUGUGUUGAUAGGAACCUCUGGAGUAGGGAAGACUUUUACAAAAGAUGUAGUUGAGGCCAUGGCUUCAUUUAAUGAGAAACCUGUCAUUCUUGCUCUGUCAAAUCCCACAACACAAUCAGAAUGUACUGCCGAGGAAGCAUAUACUUGGAGUAAGGGUUGUGCAAUUUUUGCGAGCGGGAGCCCAUUUGAUCCUGUUGAAUAUGAGGGGAAGAUUUUUGUACCUGGCCAGGCAAAUAAUGCUUACAUAUUUCCUGGUUUUGGUCUUGGCUUGGUGAUAUCUGGUGCCAUACGUGUGCACGAUGAAAUGCUUCUUGCAGCCUCGGAAGCUUUAGCCCAGCAAGUGACACAAGAGAAUUUUGACAAAGGACUGAUCUAUCCUCCCUUCAAAAAUAUCCGAAAGAUAUCUGCGCAUAUUGCCGCUAAUGUGGCUGCAAAAGUAUAUGAACUUGGUUUGGCUACUCGUCUUCCUCGCCCGGACAACCUGGUGAAAUAUGCAGAGAGUUGCAUGUACACCCCGGCAUAUCGCAAUUACCGUUGAAUAGGCAAAACAGAAUCUAUCAAUUUUGUAGCAGUCGCAUAGUCAUUACACAUUUGAAAACUAUUGUUCCUUGUAUGAUUGUUGUCUCAAAAGUGUUUUUAGUUCCCGGGCUAUCGACAAUAAAUUAGUAGUUUAGGUGGAUGGAAAUAAAUGUUGCCAAUGGAAGCAACAUAAUCUGCACUCAUUGUUCUUUCUUAUAUAGAAGCUUCACAUCUGUGUUAUGUUACUGAUCUUGUGUGUGUUGAUAGACUGAAUAUUGGCACAGAGUGAUCGACCCAUUAUUUUUCUUUUUGUUGUUC